Anguilla anguilla (European eel) is the source of this 2483-nucleotide messenger RNA. RefSeq names its product growth hormone releasing hormone receptor, like (gene ghrhrl). Gene Ontology annotation, cellular component: plasma membrane. The coding region runs from base 405 to 1532 and encodes 375 amino acids. Gene Ontology annotation, biological process: adenylate cyclase-activating G protein-coupled receptor signaling pathway; positive regulation of cell population proliferation; cell surface receptor signaling pathway. The transcript is spliced from 13 exons. NCBI's taxonomy places the organism in Eukaryota, Metazoa, Chordata, Actinopteri, Anguilliformes, Anguillidae. Gene Ontology annotation, molecular function: G protein-coupled peptide receptor activity; growth factor binding; peptide hormone binding. The record is from RefSeq and is a predicted model, not a curated record.
UGUGCGGCGGGACAUGACAAUUAACGUUCAGCACCGUGGUUCCCUGUAUGCCCACGUGACUUUAAUUAUCUAUUUAAGGUUUAACUGACAUUUAAUUGACCAUUUUCAUUUUGACUAAACUGUUGAAUGAUUUGGCUACUUGUGUGCGGGAUUAGCGUCACUUUAUGAUCAUUUGGUUUAAUUUGGUGCGGGAGGAUUUCUUCUAAUUAAACACCUUUUAGUUACAGUAUCACGUUAAAAUAUCGAAGAGUGCAUGACUGAACGUGCAAGUUAGACUUCUGCUGCCCACCAUCUUCCAAGAAUUGGGAAAACGCGGGAAAGGCAGAACACUCCAGCAGGCCUGGUCAGGUCUGCAUCCGGAGUGUGAAUACAUCUUCCAUCUGGAGAAAGAGAAGCGACGGUGUAUGAGGGAGAUAUGGAGGCAUGAGAAUGUCAGCACUGCAGGUUGCCCCCCACUGUGGGACUCCGUCGCAUGUUGGCCGAGCGCCGUGAUUGGCCAGAUCGUCCACACUCCCUGCCCCCUGGUCUUCUCCUAUUUCCACAACAGCACAGGGGCAGUGAGCCGAAACUGCACGGAGGCUGGCUGGUCCGGGCCACACCCUCCUUAUUACAUCGCCUGCAGCGUGGAGGACCAGAUCCCAGAGGAGUCCUACUUCGCCACAGUGAAGAGGAUUUACACGGUGGGGUACAGCACCUCCCUGGUGGCGCUUGUCUUAGCCGUGGCCAUCCUGCUGCGUUUCAGGAGGCUCCGUUGUGCUCGUAAUCACAUACACGUCCAGCUCUUCCUCUCCUUCAUCCUGAAGGCUGUAGCCGUGCUCAUAAAGGAUGCUGCCCUUUUCGCCAGCGAUGACAUUGACCACUGCACGCUUUCAACAGUCGCGUGCAAGGCCUCGGUGGUGUUCUGCCACUACUGCGUCAUGACCAACUUCUUCUGGCUCCUGGUGGAGGGGCUGUACCUCAACACCCUCCUGCUCUCCUCCCUCCACCACUUCCUGUGCUCGUUCGUCCUGCUGGGCUGGGGGGUUCCUGUAGUUUUCACCAUCCUGUGGAUUGUGACCAGGGUUUAUUUUGAAGACACAGAGUGUUGGGACGUUAAUGAAGACUCUCCAUAUUGGUGGAUCAUAAAAGGACCCAUCGUUGUGUCUAUUGGGGUAAACUUUGUCCUGUUCCUGAACAUAAUCAGAAUCCUGGGACAGAAACUGAACCCACGUCUGAUUCACUUCAACAACUCUUCACACUACAGGCGAUUGGCCAGGGCCACUCUUCUGCUGAUUCCGCUGUUCGGGACGCACUACAUGGUGUUCAGCUUCCUGCCGGACCACGUGCAGGUGGACGUGCGGCUCUACGUCGAGCUCUGCUUCGGGUCCUUCCAGGGCCUUAUCGUGGCAGUGCUGUACUGCUUUCUCAACAAGGAGGUCCAGACGGAGGUCCGGAUGAGGUGUCUGCGGUGGCAGGAGAGCAGCUACGGGGCGGUGACCCCAGGAGCCAAGGGGAGUCAGAUGGACACGCCCCAAAUGGACACACCCUUCUAAGACAAUCCCCCCCCCCUCCAAAAAAAAAAAAUAUAUAUUGAAAUGGUGUAUUUAAAUUUAACCGUGUAAUCCAUCAAAUUAAUUGAUCAAGCUUCUUAAUGACAAUUAACAGUUAAUCGAUUAACCGUUAGUUAACAUGCCUAAUACAGAGAUAAAGAGGGUGGUGACAUGUAGGCAGGCAGACUGGCGCUCUGUGUAAAGAGCCUUCAGCCUGGAAUCGCGUAAGAAUUGUUUUGCUGUGGCCCAAUCUGUGAGCGCUGAUGUGUAGGUUUAUUAAUUGACCAGCCCUGGUCAGUGGUCUCCUUGCAUCCCAUAAUAAUCGCGGUUUAUUAAUUAGCUGACUGAGCCUGGGGUAAUUGACUGGGUAAAAAAUCUAUAACCACACUCUGACUCUCCCUGACUGGAAUCUCCCAGCCCUGGUCAGUGGUCUCCUUGCAUCCCAUAAUAAUCGCGCAAUGUGGUGUUGCCGACCUGGGACUGGUCUCUACACCUCUCUCAUGUGUGGGACCCAGAGUUGCUAAGAGUUUCCCCUCUGCCUGCACAUCAACGGUGUGCCCACCAGGGGGCAGUCUCGGCUCGGUGUGAUGCUGUUGAAGACCUGCUCCGAUUGCCAUCUUCCUCACCCUGUGAGUCACCGCAGUGUUCAUUCAUGUCCAUGGUCAGAAACUGCACUCGCUUCAGAGUCUGUUUUUCUUCUUCUUUUUUUUUUGAUGAAUAAUUAUAACUGGUAUGUCACCUGCAGUGGUCAACCAUAUGUACAGCAAGUGUAGCGGCACAGUUAUGACAAAUAAUUACAAAUAUAACCAUAAUCAAUAAUCUCAUAAAGUGACAGUUAUUAGUCAUGUGUCUGAUGCCCUUGUUUGACAGUGUUAUGUCUGAAAUUGAUUAUUGCAUGCAUAUAUUUAUGUUAUAUAUGGAUGAGCAGAAUCUAUGAUAAAUGUCGUAAACUCA